Molecule: messenger RNA, 8378 nt
Organism: Macaca mulatta (Rhesus monkey)
Lineage: Eukaryota; Metazoa; Chordata; Mammalia; Primates; Cercopithecidae
Gene: OSBPL3
Product: oxysterol binding protein like 3
Cellular component (GO): cytosol; nuclear membrane; perinuclear endoplasmic reticulum
Molecular function (GO): cholesterol binding
Source: RefSeq, a predicted model, not a curated record
UUUGAAAAUGUCAGCAUCAUGCUUUACUGUAAUAUAAAGCAAAAUUCAACGAAUGUGGUUAAUGUUAAAACAUACAUUUCAAUAUGUAAAAGCCCAGGCAUGACCACACCAGAAGACAUAAUGAAGUGAUCAGAUAUACCUAUACAUAGAAAGGGACUGCUGCGAAUGGAGAGGAUACAGGUAUGCUGUAUUAAUAACUCAAAUAGCAUGGCCUUCAGCAACGUCAUUCUCUAAAAUAGUGGGAGACACUUGGCAAAGUUCCAACAAGAACAAAAUACAGUCUUCCCUCAGUUACUCAGCACUUACAUCCCAAGAGUGCAUGAAAACCAUGCAAAAAUACUUUGAUGUAUGUGUGAAACAGAGUUCGGCUCCAUGCUCAAGUGAUUUUAAGUCAUUUCACCUACAGAAAUGGCUAAUGGCACUUUGGGAAGUCUUUGGGGUGUGGGACAGCGUUUUCAUUGUGCAAGACCAAGGCAUUGUGGGACAUCUAACAUUCCUGGCUCCCAGCCAUUCCAUGCCAGAGGCAUCUCCUUAUCAUUGUCACAACCAAAAGUGGUUCCAGGAUUCCACAGUGGUCCUGAGGGAGCACUCGCAACCUCAUUGAGGACCACCAGGCUAGAUGUUGGCCUCAUGCAUGGACGGUGACAGGCGAGUUGGCGGUGGGGCGGGGGGGCAGAUUUGGAUGUCGACUCCAGAAAAGGAGUUGGUUGCAUUGCUUUUUUAGCCAAGGAGAGUCUUCACUUUCUUAAAUAUUUCAAAUCUGGCUUUUCCAACCUGGUAACAGUUUCAAGUUCUGACCCUAAGUGGAAGAUAAAAUGAAGAAAGCACAAUAUUUUGUAGGAAAAAAAAUCAACUCCUAUUUUUGUUUGUUUAUUUAUGUUAAGGGCCAACAGAUGUGCUUUAAUUCCCUGCCCUCCUUGGUGGCUCACUGAUAGGAAUGCACUCUGUCUCAGGAGGAGGAACAAUCCAGUUCUAACAGGAAUUUUUGAAAUAGUUCUCAGAUUUAAUUUUUGUUUUCCUUUAAACUUACAGGUAUGAUCUUAUCUCCUCUGUUUUUUCAGUUUUGUAAAGGAUGCCAUAACGUCCGAUUCCUCUUGGUAUUUGCAUUGUGCACAAUCAAAUGUUUUGAGCAGAUGUGCAUGAUUGUUUAGUAUUAGUGCUCUGCAGGUUGCUUCUGCCUGGGAGUCUUAAAAUAAACAAAUCAAAAGGACUUGAUCCACUUAGAGUACUUCCAGAGGAUUUUAAGUCUUGGAUUUUUAUUUAACAAUGACAACAACACCCACACCCCCUUCUUUAACAAAUGUGGAUGCAUUGUAUCUCAUUUGUAAAUAGUCAUUCGGCUCAAAGAUACUGGGCAUACUUCAAACGCAUACUAAUUUAUGACAUUCCAAGAAGAUAAAUCUGUUUGCGGACUUAUUCCAAGACUAAGUUUAUUCAUUUGCCAAUCAGGUGCAUACUAUUCACAGGACAGCAGGUUAGGCAUUGUGGGGAAAUCAGAAAUACUCUGGACCCUUUAUGCCCUCAAGGAGCCUACUGUCCAGCAGGGAUGAUAAAACCUCAUGUACAUACUAUCAUAAGUAAGUGGUGAACCUCUGGAAAAGUAAGAUGGAGUCCUUAUGGAGUCUCUAGGGAUUAAAUGAUAUUUUCCACCGGAGGGGGUGAAAUUUGAGGUGGAAGUUUUAACUUGACAACCUUAAAGGUUCAUUAACAUUUAGACAGGUAAAGUGUGUUAAAUUUUGAGGAAUGACUUUCUGAGCUAAAAUAAAUUCAAGUAAGAUUUUUUUUUGGUGUUUUUAAGUAAUAGGAAAUCUGACUUCCCAUCACUUAUUUGUAUGCAUUUAUUGUCUGAGUGUAAUUAAGUGACUUGGAAUAAUUGGUAAUAAUUUAUGAAGAAAUCUCAUUCAACAUUGCUACCUUCCUUAAAAAAAAAACCAUCUAAUUUAAAAGCUGGAUCUUUUUUCGAAGCUUUGCUUUUUUCCAUUGAAGAAGUCUCUUUAUCACAACUCCAGAUCUCGGGAAUACCACUGUGAUAUUUUAAAACUCUGGAAUGUACCUUUAAUUGGAUUCACAGUAAAGUGCCAUCAGAUAGAAGACAGACCCGUCACGAUCGUGAUGUAAAGAGUUCCGUUGCUAACGUAGGAAAGGGUUCUCAUUACCAGGACAGCUGGGAAGUAGUGGAAGGACUGAGGGGGGAGAUGAAUUACACCCAGGAGCCACCAGUUCAGAAAGGAUUUUUGCUAAAAAAGAGGAAAUGGCCCUUAAAAGGCUGGCACAAGAGAUUCUUCUAUCUGGACAAAGGAAUCUUGAAAUAUGCCAAGAGCCAAACCGAUAUAGAGAGAGAGAAGCUGCAUGGCUGCAUUGACGUGGGGCUCUCAGUGAUGUCUGUAAAGAAGUCAUCAAAAUGCAUAGACCUUGACACCGAGGAGCACAUCUACCAUCUGAAGGUCAAAUCAGAAGAAGUCUUUGAUGAGUGGGUAUCGAAACUUCGCCAUCACCGAAUGUAUCGUCAGAAUGAAAUUGCCAUGUUUCCACAUGAAGUUAAUCACUUUUUCUCAGGGUCCACCGUCACAGACUCUACAUCUGGGGUGUUUGACUCCAUUUCAAGUAGGAAGCGUAGCAGUAUAUCAAAGCAGAAUUUAUUUCAAACUGGAAGCAAUGUAUCAUUUUCUUGCGGUGGAGAGACACGAGUUCCAUUAUGGUUACAGUCUUCAGAGGACAUGGAAAAAUGCUCCAAAGACCUGGCGCACUGUCAUGCCUACCUGGUAGAAAUGAGCCAGCUCCUGCAAAGCAUGGAUGUCCUGCAUCGGACAUACUCGGCACCAGCUAUCAACGCCAUCCAGGGUGGAGCUUUUGAAAGUCCCAAAAAGGAAAAAAGAUCACAAAGGAGGUGGCGGUCCAGAGCUAUUGGCAAAGAUGCUAAAGGAACGCUGCAGGUCCCCAAACCUUUUUCUGGCCCAGUAAGACUACACUCCUCCAAUCCUAAUUUGUCAACACUAGAUUUUGGAGAAGAGAAAAAUUAUUCUGAUGGCUCUGAAACCUCCUCAGAGUUUUCUAAAAUGCAAGAAGACCUGUGUCAUAUUGCCCAUAAAGUUUACUUCACUUUAAGGUCAGCUUUUAAUAACAUGUCAGCGGAGAGAGAGAAACUGAAGCAGCUGAUGGAGCAGGAUGCCUCCUCCUCCCCAUCUGCUCAGGUCGUUGGUCUGAAGAAUGCCCUGUCAUCUGCCCUAGCACAAAACACAGAUCUUAAAGAACGCUUACGCAGAAUCCAUGCCGAGUCUCUGCUCCUCGACUCCCCCGCUGUUGCCAAGUCGGGUGACAAUCUGGCAGAGGAAAACUCCCGAGAUGAAAACCGAGCUCUAGUUCAUCAGCUUUCUAAUGAAAGUAGACUCUCCAUCACUGACUCCCUUUCCGAGUUUUUUGAUGCUCAGGAAGUUCUGUUAUCUCCAAGCUCUUCAGAAAAUGAGAUUUCUGAUGAUGACUCGUACGUCAGUGACAUAAGUGAUAAUCUUUCCUUAGAUAAUCUCAGUAAUGAUUUAGAUAAUGAGAGACAGACUUUGGGGCCUGUCCUUGAAAGUGGUGGGGAAGCGAAGUCCCGGAGAAGAACGUGCCUGCCGGCACCCUGCCCCAGCAGCAGUAACAUCAGCCUGUGGAACAUCCUGAGGAACAACAUCGGGAAGGACCUGUCCAAGGUGGCCAUGCCGGUGGAACUGAACGAGCCCCUGAACACACUGCAGAGGCUCUGCGAGGAGCUGGAGUACAGCGAGCUCCUGGACAAGGCCGCGCAGAUUCCCAACCCCCUGGAAAGAAUGGUGUAUGUGGCAGCCUUUGCCAUAUCAGCGUAUGCAUCUAGCUACUACCGAGCUGGGAGCAAGCCAUUUAAUCCAGUUCUUGGAGAAACAUAUGAAUGUAUUCGGGAGGACAAGGGCUUCCAGUUUUUCUCAGAACAGGUCAGCCACCAUCCGCCUAUCUCUGCAUGCCAUGCUGAGUCUAGAAAUUUUGUUUUCUGGCAAGAUGUGAGAUGGAAAAACAAAUUCUGGGGCAAAUCCAUGGAAAUCGUUCCAAUUGGCACAACCCAUGUGACUCUGCCAGCUUUCGGGGAUCAUUUUGAGUGGAACAAAGUGACCUCUUGCAUCCAUAACAUCUUAAGCGGGCAGAGGUGGAUUGAGCACUAUGGAGAGAUUGUCAUCAAGAAUCUGAAUGAUGAUUCCUGCUACUGCAAAGUGAAUUUUAUAAAGGCAAAAUACUGGAGCACUAAUGCCCAUGAGAUUGAAGGCACAGUGUUUGACAGGAGUGGAAACGCAGUUCAUCGGCUGUUUGGGAAAUGGCAUGAAAGCAUCUACUGCGGUGGCGCCUCCUCUUCUGCCUGUGUGUGGAGAGCAAAUCCCAUGCCGAAAGGCUAUGAGCAAUACUAUGGCUUCACACAGUUUGCGCUGGAAUUAAAUGAAAUGGAUCCAUCGUCAAAGUCUUUAUUACCACCUACUGACACUCGAUUUAGGCCAGACCAGAGGUUUCUAGAAGAAGGGAACUUAGAAGAAGCUGAAAUACAAAAGCAGAGGAUUGAACAACUACAGAGAGAAAGGCGGCGGGUCUUAGAAGAAAAUCAUGUGGAGCACCAGCCUCGGUUUUUCAGGAAAUCCGAUGAUGACUCGUGGUUGAGCAACGGUACCUAUUUGGAACUUAGAAAAGAUCUUGGUUUUUCCAAACUGGACCAUCCUGUCUUAUGGUGAAAAAGUAAAGAAGAAAGAUAACGUUAGUGUAUUUCUCCCAUGCUUGCUUUCUGAAGUGGCACAAACUUGUGUUUAUAUAUUUAAACAGUACUCUAGGAUGAUCACUUGUGCUUAGCUUAGCAUUGUAACUCAUUAAUUCUAUAUUUUCCUCAGUGCGUUUCUUUACAAUUUCAAAUGUUACCCUGAUUGUUUAUAUGAAUGUAGAACACCUUGACAUUUCUUUUUAUAUAUAAACUAUUUAAUAAAAAUGAAAGAUUGAAUGUUCAUGUGUGGGUUAAAAAAAGAAGCUUUAGCACUAAUUUUCCAAAGUUUAGGGAAGAUUCCAAUUAAAUUUAUGCCUUAUAAAAUUAUGUUGUAGAAAAAAAAAAUCAGCCUCUCCCAGGUGCAUUAAGAAGUGAGAAUACCCGGGGUUACUCACCCACGCGUAAGCUACCCAAGUUUAAUUUGGUAGCUGAGAUAUCUUUUUGCUUCAGACAGCUCUUGAAUUGCUCAUACAGAACAAUUCUGCUGGUGCUGGAGUCUGAAGAAUAUCUUCAUUUGCAUUUUAGUGGUUAGGGAGAGGAUAUAAGAUUAAUGGAAUGUAUAUUUUUAUAUAAGAUGAAUAUGGCACCUUCUUGAAAAGGAAACAUUUGAACUUGUUUCUCCCUAUAGUUCUAUUGCCUUGUGUGCAAAAUUGUACCCUCUUGCUCAGAGAAAUUAUCAUUAAUAAGAGAAAAAAUUCCAGUUAAUUAAAUAUCACAGUAGCAUCCCAAAGAGACAGUAGGAAAUUUCUUCUUAGUGAGAGCUGAGUCCUUGAGAAGUUAAGAGACUGUUUUCUGCUUCCCACCCUACUCCUAGUUUUUUGACCCUCCGUUUGAUCACCUCCCUUAUGAGUAUGGAAUGUCCCAGUUUAAUAUAAAACAUAUAGUUUAUUCCACACAGCAGUUUGACUUUGUAAAAGUUUAGUAAAGUAACUGAUUGUUUUGGAUAACUCAACACGUUUUUCUUAAAUGCUGUUUUAGUAUUUUCUACCUCUUAAUAAGCACCAUAUUUUAGAUCUUGUAUAAAAAGUUUGCCAUCUGCCUUAUAGACAAAUGUAGAGAAUUGAUGUUCUUGCUUUGUGUUGUGUUCUGGUAAAGCUUUAAGUAAGUGUCUUACCCCUUUCCUAUACUUUCUUGUUAUCCGUAUCAUUCUUUUGUGAGUUUUGCAGCAGUCUUGAAUAAUACAGAUUAUAACUACUGAAAGGGGAACCUUUGUCUUUUUAAAUGUGUUAUUUCACAUUACAAUAAUAUGUGUAGUAGUUGAAUUGUGUUAUCAAAGCAAUUCCAACUUCUGCCCAGUUAACAUUAAAACCAAAGCCUGAUUGUUAAGCCUUUUAUUCUAAAGUCCAUAGCAAUCCUAUGGAAUAUCAAGUAUAAUGAUGUAGUAAAAAGAUUUCUCCAGAAAACACUUUUACUUAAAGAAAUUCAGAGCAUAUCGAAUGUUAUGAAUGAAGAGUAAAAUAAUUACAGGAAAAGAAUGCGUGAUUUUUCAUUGUCAUACCAAAUAACCAGUUGGACAAUAUUGCAUUUUCAAAAUGGAGAGUUAUUUAAAGUGGAUCUGUAGCCUUCUGGAAUCUGCACGUGACUGGCACUUUAAAACAACUCAUUAAAUAUGGGAUUCAUUUUAUCGAGAUGCCAAGAUGAACACAAUGUGAAUAUCAUUUCCAUUUCUAAGCAGUUGAAUGACACAGUCAGAUUCUUUGGUGUGUGCUUUGUUCUUUCCAUUUCAAGCAUUUAUCCAAAUUCUGCUCACAGGCAUGAGGAAGCAGGCUGUAGAUUUAAGGGCACUCAAGGGGAAAACAAAUGUAGUUUCCACAGUGUGAGGGUAAAUGUAGAAUCUUAGAAAUAUUGGCUGUUAAACUGGCCUGCUCCAGAGACUGGCUCAAAAAAGAAAGAAGCAAUGAAAGCAAAAUGUACAGGCUGAAUGGAUGUAGCACUGUCAUGCAGCAUUUGGAAAUUCUUUAAUUAUCCUAAUGUUGUUAUUUCACUUGCCCUCAUGCUUUGUUUUAGAGUCCCAAGGACAACUGGAAGAAACAUCACCUCUGUAGUCAUCUUAUUUGAGAUGGGGGUGGGAAUGAAUUAAAAUAUGAUACAGAAUUAUAUGCAGAUUUUAAAAUCUAGUCAGUACUAGCAUCUAUAAAGGGCUUUUCUGAAAUUUAAACAGCUUGGUGAUGAUCCUGAUACUAUAAGCUUAAAACUCUCUUGAGGGGAAAAUGACUUCUUUUUUCCUUCUGUCCAUUUUCUCAAAAGCAUCUUUCCCCCGAAUGUUAUGUCUCUAGGACAUUUUAUAGUUUUAAGAGGAAGAAAACAGAAACAUGGCAUCAUUUGGGAAGAACCAAGGUAGAAUUUAAUUUUCUGGACUUUAAAUCUCCUGGUUAAAUAAUGCUAAUCACUGUACCAUUUGAGUUACAUGUUUUAACUUCUCCCCCCCCUCUAAUUAUUCCAUCCAAAAGUUCUGGUGAAUUACACAGAAAUUCUUGGAAAUGGGACUUUGUGCAGGUAACCACCCUGCACUUCAGGUGAUGUUCCUGUCACAGCUGUUGACUACCCCAUGCUGCAGGAAAUCCAUUCAGAAAUGAGCUAACAGUCUCCAGUGUAGCAGGAGAGCCAAUCAGUUCCCUCCCCAGGCCCCAAAGCACCCCAAGGCUGGUAUUCCCCUGAGUCAAAGGUAUUAAUAAUAAAAGCCUCAAUGCAGCUUCUCCAUGUAGUUCCUCUCCUAGAAGCCAGGUGGAUUCUGCUCCUAACUAAAGAGAUGGGAGUUCGCUUGAGGGCAAGAGGUACCCAGGAUGCCCAAACAGCCACACAGGUGUCCUGUGCUUCCUGUGAGACCUCUGGGGGCAGUAUACAAACUAAUUUUUAAAAAAAUGUUUACUUCAUUUACGCUGCUGCUUUUCUCAUAUUCUGCUUUUAAUUACUUGCAGUAAAUCAUUUGCUUGGGCUUCAAGCACUGUCCUCCAUCUACAUCUUCCAGAUUUAUCAUGAGUGGUCUUGUUCUACUGUUAAAGAUGUCAAGCCUAAAAUAAAAAUAAUAAAGUUUUUAUUUGGCUGUUGAACCUUGAUGUAGCCCCUACUACAUACACUACAAGUUAUGCCUUCUGGCUACCACAGAAUCUCUGCAGACCUUUUGGUUAUGAGUAGAAGCAAUAAGAAGUUGUCCUUAUAGUCUUAGGAAUAAUGGUUCCAAUGUAUUGGCAUAAUUUGUUUGAAUGUCUUUAAUUUUGAUAUUAACACCGGCAUAAAUCUAUUUUUGUUACCAGAUGAUAGCUAUUUUUAUUUGCUCUAUUUUCCUCUGCAUUGUACUAAUCUGUUACUCAGUCUUCAUUUUUCUAUGUUGGAAACCUGUGUCAUGUAAAUAUCUGCAAAUCAUGACGGUCUAAAGUGCAAACCAUUUUCAGAGACUUUGGGGAAAUGCAGUGAUCAGAAGUGGCUAAUUUAUUUUAUUUCUGAUUAUUUUAUCCAGAAGAUACUUUUUAAAUAGAUAUUUGUAAAUCUUCCACUUAACCACUGAAAAUUAUUUUGUUUUAAUCCCACCCUUCCAUCCGUACCUCUGUGCCUCCCCAAAAAGCUCCUGUUAAUUUGCUCAUCCCCCUCAUGUAGCUAGUUGAAUGUGAAUAAAUAACAUGCAAAAGAG